Morus notabilis is the source of this 1488-nucleotide messenger RNA. RefSeq names its product extensin. The transcript has 2 exons. Lineage: Eukaryota; Viridiplantae; Streptophyta; Magnoliopsida; Rosales; Moraceae. The record is from RefSeq and is a predicted model, not a curated record. The coding region runs from base 43 to 1185 and encodes 380 amino acids.
UUGCUCAAUAGGAAGUACCAAAAACCCAUUCUCUGCUCUAAGAUGGGGAAAAUGGGGUCACCAGCCCUCGUAAUAAGCACCCUCUUAGUCACACUAGUCUCUCUAAGCUUCCCCUCAGAAACCACUGCAAACUACCAAUACUCAUCUCCUCCACCUCCACUCAAGAAAUACCACCCACCGCUUUAUCCUCCCUACCACUACAAGUCCCCACCGCCGCCUCCGCCCAAGGAGCACUACCACUACAAGUCCCCACCACCGCCUCCUCCGGUGCACUCACCACCACCACCUAAGGAGCACUACCACUACAAGUCCCCACCACCGCCUCCUCCGGUGCACUCACCACCACCACCUAAGGAGCACUACCACUACAAGUCCCCACCACCGCCUCCUCCGGUGCACUCACCACCACCACCUAAGGAGCACUACCACUACAAGUCCCCACCACCGCCUCCUCCGGUACACUCACCGCCACCACCCAAGGAGCACUACCACUACAAGUCCCCACCACCGCCUCCGCCCAAGGAGCACUACCACUACAAGUCCCCACCACCGCCUCCUCCGGUGCACUCACCACCACCACCCAAGGAGCACUACCACUACAAGUCCCCACCACCGCCUCCUCCCAAGGAGCACUACCACUACAAGUCCCCACCACCGCCUCCUCCGGUGCACUCACCACCACCACCCAAGGAGCACUACCACUACAAGUCCCCACCACCGCCUCCUCCGGUCCACUCACCGCCACCACCCAAGGAGCACUACCACUACAAGUCCCCACCACCGCCUCCUCCGGGGCACUCACCGCCACCACCCAAGGAGUACUACCACUACAAGUCCCCACCCCCGCCUCCGCCCAAGGAGCACUACCACUACAAAUCCCCUCCACCGCCUCCUCCGGGGCACUCACCGCCACCACCCAAGGAGUACUACCACUACAAGUCCCCACCCCCGCCUCCGCCCAAGGAGCACUACCACUACAAAUCCCCUCCACCGCCUCCUCCGGGGCACUCACCGCCACCACCCAAGGAGUACUACCACUACAAGUCCCCACCACCGCCUCCGCCCAAGGAGCACUACCACUACAAAUCACCUCCACCGCCUCCUCCGGUUUACAAGUACAAGUCUCCUCCUCCUCCAGUACACCACUACGCCUAUUCAUCACCACCUCCUCCCCACCACUACUAGACAAUGGAUUUGAUGUAACGUCCACUAGUUGGGGAAUUGAAGGAGCAGAAUAUCCCACAAGAAUAAGGAAGAGAAUUGAAGAUCCUCAAUUAUAUGAUACAAAAAAGGAAAGCGAGUCUCCGCGUUUGAUAUAAUGUUUUGUGAAAUAGGGCCCAUCUUUUUCAAUUAUAUAGUAUAUUUAUAAUAUGUAUUUGACAGUUGUAGUGCACUUUGUUUAUGUAUUCAAUCGUUUAUGUAUUGUGUAACGCGGACGUUGAUCAUCAUCAUAUAAUAAAAUAAACAGACUUUGCAAGCGGUCCAGAA